Molecule: messenger RNA, 1631 nt
Organism: Armigeres subalbatus
Lineage: Eukaryota; Metazoa; Arthropoda; Insecta; Diptera; Culicidae
Exons: 5
Coding region: 99-1511 (470 amino acids)
Source: RefSeq, a predicted model, not a curated record
AACGCUGCUUACGUUCUUGUUAGUCGUGUGUUUCAUCGUGCGGGAUCAUAACGUGAUUAGUGGACAUCUAACGAAACUAUCAAACCCUACCAAUUGCAAUGUAUAUAGACCGCGCACCUUAUAAGCCAUGGGAAAGGAUUCCUUUUGAGCAAGACCCACCCUCAAGUGGACCAGCACACACUUGGGUACGGUGGUCUGCUGAUUCUGCCGUACAUCCACCAAACGCAGUGAGAGCAGGCACAGACCAUGACGGGUCUCCCAUAUACGUCGGCCGAGCCAGCCACUACGGAGACAUGCUUCCAGCUAAAGUGAUCCCCAUUCGAAGAGUGGCGUAUGUAACAUACCAAGGACUGGAACUAUCGAAGCCGCAUUUUGAGGUUCUGUGUGGACUAGGCUUUACCUGGGUUCCAUGUGAGAACGGAGUUCUUCCGAAGGGCGCCGUGUUGAGCGGUAAAACCGCUCAUGGCGAUCAGCUGUUCAUAGGACGAGCUCAUCACAAUGGAAGUGUAACACCUGGAAAAAUCAUUAGCAGCCACGGUUGUCUGUACAUUGGAUUCGAUGGAGUUGAGCAUGCCCACCCCAAGUUUGAGGUGUUGGUAGAUACGAGAGAAUCUAAGAAACAAAGCGUCGGAGGAAACUGGGUGUCCGCCCAAAGCAACGGACGCGUUCCCCCUGGAGCACUUCUGGCUGGAAAUGACAGUGAUGGAGCCGCUAUCUACCUGGGUCGAGUUUAUCGAUUCGGACUACAUCUACCAGCGAAAGUAAUCCCAAGCAAACGAAUGUGUCAUACUGGUGACGAAGGAUUGGAAUUUGAGAUGACCGAAUAUGAAGCACUGUGCAAUGCGAAUGUUUCCUGGGUUCCCUUCCAUGGCGUGUAUCCUUUGAAUGCAAUCGAAUGUGGACGGGACCGGUACGGCGAGAAAUUAUACUUCGGACGAGGUCGCUACGAAGGGAGCCUGACUCCAGGAAAAAUUCUAGAAUGCAGCAAAAUCUUAAAAAUACCCUACGGGUUUAAGGAAAUCGUGUUGCGAGAGUUUGACAUUCUGGUCGACAAUAGUCUACCAACUACCAAGUGCAUACAAGCAUUAAACUGGCAAUCAAGUACCAACAGUUCCCCCGUACCAAGAGGCGCAAUUCUAGCGGGCUACGAUAGUGACGGUUCGCCGAUCUUCGUGGGGCGUGUUUCUUACCAAGGAAACCAACUACCGGCCAAGGUGAUUCCACGCAAGAAGCUUUGUCAUACUUGUCACCAAGGGAAAGAAAUCGAAAUGAUAUCCUAUGAAGCUCUGUGUGAUGCCCGGGUAGCCUGGGUUCCCUUCAGUGGCUCCAUACCGUCAAAGGCCGUGGUAUGUGGUCGCACAAUGUGGGGAGAGACGGUUUAUAUUGGACGUGGGCACCAUCGGGGAAGCCUAACUCCAGGAAAAGUUUUGGAACACGAGCGCGUGCUUAAGAUACCGUUUGGAUGGAACGAGAUUACUAUUGGAGACUACGAAAUACUUGUUGAGAUUUAAAGGCAUUGCUGCAAUCAUAGGUUGUAACAUGUAUGUUGUUCAUUGAUUGUAUUAAUAAAGCUUUGAUGUUUAGAAAGGUAUAAAAAACGAACAGUAAGUAUUGUUUGUGACAUAACCGGA